Messenger RNA from Apus apus (common swift), 5255 nucleotides. It is a transcript of the gene ELL, whose product is annotated as elongation factor for RNA polymerase II. Gene Ontology annotation, biological process: positive regulation of transcription elongation by RNA polymerase II; transcription elongation by RNA polymerase II; snRNA transcription by RNA polymerase II. The transcript is spliced from 12 exons. The coding region runs from base 18 to 1853 and encodes 611 amino acids. Gene Ontology annotation, molecular function: cis-regulatory region sequence-specific DNA binding. Gene Ontology annotation, cellular component: transcription elongation factor complex. The record is from RefSeq and is a predicted model, not a curated record. Lineage: Eukaryota; Metazoa; Chordata; Aves; Apodiformes; Apodidae.
GGGGAGACGGUCCCAAGAUGGCGGCGCUGCAGGCGGAGCGCGGGUACGGGCUGUCCUGCGGCCGCCUCGGCCGCGGCACCCGCGUCUCCGUCUUCCACGUCAAGCUCACGGAGAGCGCCCUGCGCGCCUUCGAGAGCUACCAGGCCUGUAAGGAUGCUGUGACAUCAAAACCAGUAAUCCAGUUUCAAGGAAGCCAAGGGCACAUUGCAAUUCCAAGGCCUGAUCGACCUACGGAAGUGAGGACUUUCACGUUUUAUCUUUCCAAUAUUGGCAAGGACAGCCCCCAGGGGAGCUUUGACUGUAUCCAGCAGUAUGUAUCGAGCAAUGGCAAUAUCCAUCUGGAUUGCCUGGGGAGCAUACAGGAUAAAAUCACCGUGUGUGCCACGGAUGAUUCCUACCAGAAGGCGAGGCAGAGCAUGGCGCAGGCGGAGGAGGAGACGCGGAGCCGGAACGCUAUCCUCAUCAAACCUGGGGGCAGAUACCUAGGCAAAAAGGUUCAGGUGCGUAAACCUGCACCAGGAGCUUCUGAUGCUGUUCCCUCCAGGAAGCGCCCAACGCCGGUCAACCUUGCCAGUGCAAUAAAGAGAGGCAAUAGUGCCAUUUCUCAGAGACCCUUCAAGGAUAGGGUUGUGCACUUACUGGCACUAAAGCCUUAUAAGAAACCUGAACUUAUUCUCAGAUUGCAGAAGGAUGGACUUUCUCAGCAGGACAAGGAUUUGCUGGACAACCUUCUGCAACAGGUGGCAAAUUUGAGUGCCAAGGACAGCACUUUCACACUGAAGGAUUGUGUAUACAAAGAAGUGCAGAAGGACUGGCCUGGCUACUCAGAAGGAGACCAGCAGUUGCUGAAGAGGAUACUUGUUCGGAAACUCUGUCAGACCCAGAACAGCAGUUUGCAAGGAGAAGCACCUUCCCUGAGCCCACCAAAAGACAACCUGAACUCCAGCUCUCCUCCUCAGAAACGAUCUCAACCUCUGGAGUUUAUCGAUCCCCUGGCCAACAAAAAGCCCAGGAUCUCACACUUGACUCACAGAACUCAGCCCACGUUCAAUGGGAAACUGAAUUCUUCCAACGGGAAGGACAUCCCUGCUCCCAUCCCUGCCCUGCCGCCGGCGCUGCCGGAGUCGGUCAGCUCCUCUUCCAGCCUCCCGGUGGUGCUGGAGCUGCCCAGGCCUCACGAUCCCCUCUCAGAUGUCAGCAACGACCUGACUCACAACGGCAGAGACUGUGAGAACCCGGAGCCAGCUGACAGACUGACCCACCCUUUGCCAACAGACUGUCCCCAGCCGAGCAAGCACAACUGCAGCUCGUAUGUAAAAAGCAAGAAAAAAUCCAAAAAGCACAAAGACAAGGAGAAGGAGAGGAAGGAGAAGAAGAGCGAAGAGAAGUGCAAAGAGGAGAAGCAGGACUGUGAAGUAAUAAAAAAUGCUGACUUAGUUAGUGUUCCCCAGGAACAGGUCACAGGUGUAAAUGGAACAUGCAAUAAUUCUAGUGUACCAACAUCAACUUCAGAAAUGCCAGAUUAUUUAUUAAAAUAUGCAGCCAUUUCCUCCUCAGAGCAGCGCCAGAGUUACAAGAACGACUUCAACGCCGAGUACAACGAGUACAGGGACCUGCACGCCCGGAUAGAGCGGAUAACGCGGCGCUUCACGCAGCUGGACGCCAAGCUGAAGCAGCUCCUGCAGGGCUCUGAAGAAUAUAAGACCAUCCAUGAUCAAAUUUUACAGGAGUAUCGGAAAAUUAAAAAGACUAACCCCAAUUACAGCCAAGAGAAGAACCGCUGCGAAUACCUCCACAACAAACUGGCUCAUAUCAAAAAACUGAUAGCAGAGUAUGACCAACAGCAGUUUUAGCUGGCACCAACCUGGACUGGGUAGGGCAAAAAAAAAAAAAAAAAGCAAACACAACAAAAGAAAGAGUCACCUGGACAUUACGUUCCCUUUUCUACAACUUAGAUCCCUUUCAGAGAUGAGCGUUAAUUCCUCGUGGUUGAAGAACUUGGGGAUUUGCUGAAGCUGAGCUGGGUUGGAAGCCCUUGUGCCCAGCAUGGUCCUCUUGGGUUUUAGUCUCUCUGAUUGUUGGAAUGUAACAAAUUAAGAGAAAAGCGAAAACAAACAAAAAAAAAAGAGGAAAAAAAAGAAAAAGAGCAAAAAAAAAAAAAGAGGAAACAAAUAAUCUGCUUAUUUUGAAGGCAGCGUUUGACACUUAAGGGAAAACUGACCUAAAGUGAACGAAGCUCCCAAAGGUUUAAGAAUCAGUAGUUUUCAUGGAUUAAAGUUUGGCAUGAAGUGUAAUUACCCCCUGGCCCAGGCUGACUGGGUUUCCAAAUUGUCCUUCCCAAUGGUGAGGAACUGGAAUGCUGCUGGGUUACCUCCUCCUCUGGCACCUGCGACUGUUGAUGUGCAAACCUGUCUGCUCUCCAUGGCACCCCGUAAAUACACCACGUUCCCAGAGCUCUCCUUGUCUGCUCCUGCUUUUGUCAGCUCCAGUGUGUGCUCUCUCCAGGUGGUUGGGGCAGUAGGAGGGGGAUCAUGUUAAAAAAAAGAAAAAACAACCCUAAAAAAACCCAGAAUUUCCUUUUCUUUAACCUGCUUUUUGCGUUUGGAAGCAGCCACGUUGGUCAAGAAUUGCUCCAUAUUUUGCAGUGGCCUCUCCAGCACCAUUAACCAAUGCUGGGAAGAUUGAGACCUGUCUUCUGACUUUUAGAAUUUUAUACCAAGGCAGCCAAUUUUAUGAAUUGCUGAUGAGACUAAGGUCUAUUUUUGUAUUUAAACAAAAAGGCAAAAAAAAAAAAGAGUAUCUCUUUUCUAAACCUGUGCCUCCCUUUUCCUUUUAGGCCAAGAACCUUCCCUGGUGUUUCAGGUGUUUCAGAACCUUCCCUGUCUAUAAACUGCAGUAUUACUGAACCUGAUGGGUGAAUUACCCUGCAAAGUUAUUUUAUUACCUGUGCUGACCUAAAAUAGAGGAGAGGGGGGUGGAGGGGGGGGGGGGUGAUGCUUCCUUCUCCUCCUGUUUUUUUGUGUUACUUCCCAAAGAAGCAGCAAAAUCAUUCUCGGAGCGUGAGAGGAGCGAGGCAGCUUUUUCCCAUGGGGGUCAUUUCCACCCUUGUGCUUUAUCUCGCCAGCUUUUGGUGCAGCCUCUUUCUUCUGCAUUUGUUUUGUUUGGGUUUUUUUUUUUUUGGUUUUUUGGACUUGAAGGGAACUUUUUGUUGUUGUUGUCGUUGAGUAUGGCCAGGGUGUGAGAAACAGGCCAGAAAGCACAAAGGUGUCCCUUUAACUCUGCUGUUUCUUUCUCUCCCCUCUCCCCUUUUGGAUCCUGCCAGCUUGGGGGGGGGGGUUUGACUUCUUCCUGCUUCCAUUUAUCCCAAAGGAUCAUUUUCCUGUGGAGUCUCCUUCCCUUGGAGGUUGCACUGAAGAGUCUUUCACCCUUUCCAGGAGCAGAAUGGCAGGGAAACAGUUCUUCUACAACAUUUUUUUUCUUCCAACCACUCCCCCCCCCCCCUUCCAAAAAAAAUAAAAGGGUCCAUCUGCUGUAUGAAACCAAGAAAAUCAUCAUAAUUACUAAUUAAUAAUACUAAUUCCACUCUGGCUAGAUGGGCUUUGCUGCGUCGUCCAGCCAGGGCCACAGCUUUGCUUUGUCACUUGCAGUGCUCUGAGUUCCUCUCCCUGCCGCCUUCCCCGCAGACAUCCAGGACUUUGUCACCCCUUUGUCACGCUGUUGUCACCCUGUUGUCACCCUGUCCCCCAGGGCUGAAGGGCUGUGGUGGAGCUGGGGCCAUGGGGCACCCCAAAUGCCACUGGAAAUCCACAUUUUUCUGCUGGGCUGGAGCCCAAACCUGGUGAGAAGCGGAGCAGAGGGAGGAGAUGGGAUGAUGUCCCAGGAGCGUGGUGCUCCCUGGGGUGAGAAUCCUGGAGAGCCUGGCUGGGGAGGCCCCACCAGCAGCCCAGGGCUUGGGGAAUGCUUCAGUCCCAUCUCUUCUUCUUCCAGUGAAGAUGAUGGGCUGGGGAGCCGUGUCUCCUGUGGGGGUGUCACUGCCUGCCUCCCGUGCUCUGCUCCUCAGGGAAAGCUGGAGAACACACCAGAGUUUCAAGGCCAGGAGCUUUGUCCGGAAAACAUUGUCCUCCUGCUUGGUGGGGUCUUGUGGCUGGUCUGUGUCCAGGUUCCUGAAGUAGUGGCUGGUGGCCACGUCCAAGCUUGAGCCCCUGAUUCCAACAAACCUCCCACAGCUGGAGGUUGGUGCAGCAGGGAUGUGGGAGAGGGUCCUGCUGCCUGGAGGAACCAGGACACGGUGCUUUCCCAGACCUGCUGUGGGAUCUGUCACUGCAAAACCCCCUCAGUGCCACCAAGUUGCUGUUCCUGGUGGCAAGGCUGAACUUCCCAGCACUGAGCCAUGGGGCUUGGUGGGACUUCACCUCCAACCACGGUGCCUGAGGAGCCCGAAACUCAGAUGGCAGAAAAAGCAGCAGCUACAAACCCAGGAUGAGUAAAUUCUUCCAUGGAAACACUUCUCCUGAUCCUUAAUAUUUUGACUGGGCUUUUUUUUGUCGUUGUUGUUGUUGCUUUGGGGGGGGGGUGGGAGGGAGGGGAUAGAGAUGGAUCUGGAUCUUUAUACAUCUGCUAUAAGAUAUUUUUGCAAACAGAGUUGUAUACAAAGAUGUAUUGUGUACAUUUACAUGUAUAUUCUGGAACUUCUAAAAUUUGAAUAUAAAAAAAAAACCCUGAAAAUAUUUAAUUAAUGAAUAUCCAAACUGUGAGACCCAAUUAGCAUUCAACAACUUCCUGCUUCACUUUUCUUUUGGACUGUGUUAAAGAAUUGUAGUCGAAUCUGCCUUGUUUUGUUGUUUGGUUUUUUGUUUUCGUUUUGUUUCUGUUUUGUUUCGUUGUCGUUCGUUGGGUUUUUUUGUUUUGUUUUGUUUUUUUUCUUUUUAGAAAUUCUGAAGCUUAGGCAAAAUUUGUGCUUUUUGGGUUGAUAGAAACCAGUUCUAGGUGAUUAAGUAUGAUCUUAACUUAUUGAUACUGUGUUUUACUUUGUAAUAUUGUACUGUGGAUAAAACUAUAUUGAGCCAUGGAGUUUGGAGUUUACAAAAGAGCUUUUCACUUUGCCAAAAUGUUACAAUUUCAAGGCAGCAUAGUCUUCAGCUUUCCUAAUCUUUUCUUAAGAGCUAGUGUCUUUUUUUGUACACUAAAAAAAGCUGAAUGCUGAUUUUGCAACAUAUAAUAAAUUCACUGUAUUGGAAAAAACAAGCAAACAAUAA